ACCGCCCUCUAGUGACGCUUCUUUUCCCUGUUUUUACUGCUCGUCUCCCUCUCUCGGCGACUGCUAGGUUUUUUCAUCCGCAAAGAGUUCUGAAUUUAGGGUUUUUGUAGGGUUUCGCACGAACUGCUAGAUAUCUGAGAAUAUGAGGCCAAUUCUGAUGAAAGGCCAUGAGAGGCCAUUAACUUUUCUUAAAUACAACAGAGAAGGUGAUCUUCUCUUCUCCUGUGCGAAAGACCACACGCCGACAGUUUGGUUUGCCGAUAAUGGCGAGCGGUUGGGGACAUACAGAGGCCACAACGGUGCUGUUUGGUGUUGUGACGUAUCAAGGGAUUCUACGCGACUUAUAACUGGAAGCGCGGAUCAGACGGCGAAGCUAUGGAAUGUUCAGACUGGGACUCAACUUUACACAUUCAAUUUUGAUUCUCCAACUAGAUCUGUGGAUUUUUCUAUUGGUGAUAAGCUUGCGGUUAUCACUACCGAUCCGUUCAUGGAACUUACUUCGGCCAUUCAUGUGAAGCGUAUCGCGCGAGACCCUAGUGACCAAUCUGGUGAAUCUGUGCUUACAAUCAGGGGGCCUCAAGGCAGAAUAAAUAGAGCUAUCUGGGGGCCCUUGAACCGGACUAUCAUAAGCGCUGGUGAAGAUGCAGUAAUCCGUGUUUGGGAUACUGAGACAGGAAAGUUGAUUAAUGAAUCAGACAAAGAAAGUGGCCAUCAGAAGACAGUUACAUCCUUGGCAAAAUCUGCAGACUGGUCAAACUUCCUCACUGGUUCUUUGGAUAAAUCUGCCAAGCUCUGGGACGCCAGAACAUUGACGCUGAUCAAGGCAUAUGUGACAGAGCGGCCAGUAAAUGCUGUUGCAAUGUCUCCACUUCUUGAUCAUGUGGUACUUGGAGGUGGUCAGGAAGCAUCACAUGUCACAACUACUGAUCGUCGUGCUGGGAAAUUUGAGGCCAAAUUCUUUCACAAGAUCCUUCAAGAAGAAAUUGGGGGCGUGAAAGGGCAUUUUGGACCAAUAAAUGCUUUGGCAUUCAAUCCUGAUGGAAGAAGUUUCUCAAGUGGAGGUGAAGAUGGUUAUGUCAGAUUACAUCACUUUGAUCCAGAUUACUUCAAUAUCAAGAUGUAACUCCCAAACAUGCUGACAAGGAGAAAUUUUUGUCUGUUUUAUUAUUUUGUUAAACGCUUUAAUUCAUUAGAUAUAAUUUUGUGCCAUUUUAGUUAGAACAUGUCAAGUCUUGUUUGAUGAGAACCUUCUGAAUGGUAGAAACUGGGAACCACAAGAAUUUUGUGCUGACGUAAAACUUGAAAUCUUAAUUGCUAUUGCCAGGCUUGUGCGAAGGUUAAACCAUUACUGUAUUUUUUCUUGGUGAUACAGAUCGAAAGUCCAUUUUUUGUAUGGAAGGUUCUUUGUGUGCCA
Molecule: messenger RNA, 1414 nt
Organism: Nelumbo nucifera (sacred lotus)
Lineage: Eukaryota; Viridiplantae; Streptophyta; Magnoliopsida; Proteales; Nelumbonaceae
Product: eukaryotic translation initiation factor 3 subunit I-like
Biological process (GO): cytoplasmic translational initiation
Cellular component (GO): eukaryotic translation initiation factor 3 complex, eIF3m; cytoplasm
Molecular function (GO): RNA binding; translation initiation factor activity; protein binding
Source: RefSeq, a predicted model, not a curated record